AUGGCCAUACUCAAGAAUGGUGGUGAUGCAACCGAAGCUGUGGAGAUGUGCAUCAGAGUACUUGAAGAUCGCGAGAUCACGAACGCUGGCUACGGGAGCAAUCUCAACAUGAAUGGCCACGUGGAGUGCGAUGCAACAAUGGUCGAUCAUUUGGGACGCAGUGGUGCCAUUGGAGCUGCAUCUCAUAUCAAGAACCCGAUCACACUCGCCCACAUCGUCCUCAAGGCGUCAACCAGACCGCUCUCAUUGUCCCGAGUACCUCCAAACCUGAUCGUUGGUGACGGUGCUGCGGACUUUGCUCACGAAAAUGGCGUGUCAGUAGUGCCGCACGACUUCCUGAUCUCUGACGAAGCUCGCAAGCGUUGGACAAAAUGGAAGACAGAUUUGGCUAAUGUAGCUGCAAAUGGAGGAGGGCCUGACAAUGCUUCCGACAUGGCGUCAAAAUCGAGGACUGCUAGCAUCGAUUCGAAUGUCCGUACACCUCCACACGCCGAAGUAAAUCCUCUCGGUGCAAUUCCAACGCCAACAAGGCCAUUGGCCGCUUCUGCAGUAGAUCUGCCAUCAGAAGCGAUGAAUGCCAAUGCCGGACACACCCCUCAUCAUACCAAGUUCCGAAGUUCGCAGACCUAUGGCAGCACGCACGAUCAUGAUCAAGAACACUACCUGUAUGAAGACGAGGCGACAGACCUGGACUUUGGCAAUCUGUCUCCAUCCAUGUCACCUACCAUGUCCCCCAUCGCCAAGAGGGCAAAGCUCAGCAGCUCUAUGGAUGGAUCUGAUACUGAUCAGGGUCUUAUGAUGCAUUCUAUGAACCUCAGCUCCGACAGGAAAUCCGAUAAAGUUGUCCGACUGCAAUAUCUUACGGAAGAAGACGGUGACAACAUCGUCGACACCGUUGGUGCGAUCGCAGUAGAUGCGUGGGGCAAUAUUGCUGGUGGCUCUUCUUCGGGUGGCAUCGGCAUGAAGCACAAAGGUCGAUGUGGUCCAGCUGCACUCGUCGGAGUUGGCACGGCUGUCAUUCCUCGUGAUGAAGGAGACCUGACCAUGUCGUCUGUUGCCACUGUUGUUAGCGGUACAGGCGAGCACAUGGCCACAACCAUGGCGGCCGCUUCCGCAGCAGAACGGAUCUACUACUCCCACCGUCGAGUCAACGGAAGCUACGAAGACUGCACCGAAGAUGAAGCACUGGAAGGCAUGAUCAACAACGAGUUCAUCAAUCAUCCAGGUGUCCGUCACAGUCCUUGUACAGGCGCCAUUGGUAUUCUCGGCGUCAAGAAGAGCAAGGACGGUAUCUACUUCUACUUUGCUCACAAUACUGACUCUUUUGCCAUCGCAUCUAUGCAUAGCGAGGAGAGGAAGCCUGUCUGUGUCAUGUCUCGCAACAACAAGUCGGGCUCACUCGCGCAGGGAGGUCGACUGUGCCGCAGCAAAUACGCUCGGAAGUAG
Cyphellophora attinorum is the source of this 1446-nucleotide messenger RNA. RefSeq names its product putative threonine aspartase. NCBI's taxonomy places the organism in Eukaryota, Fungi, Ascomycota, Eurotiomycetes, Chaetothyriales, Cyphellophoraceae. The coding region runs from base 1 to 1446 and encodes 481 amino acids. The transcript has 2 exons. Gene Ontology annotation, molecular function: threonine-type endopeptidase activity. Gene Ontology annotation, biological process: protein maturation. The record is from RefSeq and is a predicted model, not a curated record.